Ruditapes philippinarum (Manila clam) is the source of this 404-nucleotide messenger RNA. RefSeq lists its product as uncharacterized. Bases 60 to 404 code for a protein of 114 amino acids. Lineage: Eukaryota; Metazoa; Mollusca; Bivalvia; Venerida; Veneridae. The record is from RefSeq and is a predicted model, not a curated record. The transcript is spliced from 4 exons.
GAGUGGUAUAGUACAUGUCAGUGUGUUUAGAGCAUAGAACGUUAUAAAGACUAAUAAAAAUGAAUGGAUGUAUUUCUAUAUUAGUGACAGUGUGUUUUGGCAUUGUUUAUCAGGCGUCUUCUGAGUCAAUAUGUUUCAACUGCAAGCACCUAACAGAUCCAGACGCUUGUAAAAAUUUCCAACCAUGUGGAGCGGCCGAGCGCUGUUUUAAAGAGGUAGUCGAGACAGAUAAUGGAACAGCCGAAUAUAACUGGGGCUGCGCUUCAAAGCAGCUGUGUACACUCGAGAACAACAUAGCUGGCAGAAGGAAACGUCUAAGUGUUGAAAGAUGUUACGAAUGUUGUGAUGGAAACUUCUGCAAUUUUGGACCAUGUCAACAAGGUUUGUUAUUUCUGCAAUUUUGA